Molecule: messenger RNA, 1329 nt
Organism: Amborella trichopoda
Lineage: Eukaryota; Viridiplantae; Streptophyta; Magnoliopsida; Amborellales; Amborellaceae
Product: GATA transcription factor 21
Biological process (GO): regulation of DNA-templated transcription
Molecular function (GO): zinc ion binding; sequence-specific DNA binding
Source: RefSeq, a predicted model, not a curated record
GCCCGGGCAGUUGCCCGUGAGUUUGUCUUUCAUCGUUUGUGGUUCACGUGAUUGGCAGCCACUGUUGUAGCUUUUCCCAUCCUUUUUUUCAUUUAAAACCUCACCAUAAUGCAAUAAUCCUAUCAUAUAUCAAGCAAGUAAAACCUAGAAAGAAAGAUCCUCGAACCUUCAUACAUAUCUUUGCCUUUGUUCUGGCCCCUUCUGCACUGUUGGCCCAUCACCUGCCUCCCAUGCUCUCCCCCUUUUAUCUUCUCCCCCCUCUUCCUCUUUCAUUAUUUUUUCCCUCAACUCACACAAAUUUUGAUUUGUUUAAUCCUCUCUCUCUCUCUCUCUGGCGCAUCAUGAUCCACACUCUCAGAAUGGAUCAAGAAAUUGAUCGGUCAGGCGAGCUCGGAUCGAUCAAAGAAGAGUUGCACUAUAAGGAUAAUGGCCACCAAAACCAACAUCAUCCAUGCAUGGCUGAGCUAAGCUGCAGUAGUAGGAGUAUCAUGGAUGAUCAUGAUGCUGCUUCCACCCCAUGGACAUCAAGGAACUCUUCGUGCCGAGUCUGCGUAGACUGUAACACAACGAAGACGCCGCUUUGGCGAAGCGGCCCUCAAGGCCCCAAGUCACUGUGCAAUGCUUGUGGAAUUCGACACCGGAAGGCAAGGAGAGCCAUGGCAGCAGCUGGUGAUUCUAAUGGUGAUGACCCAUCAGCUUUUUAUAAGCCAAAAUUAUUGAAGAGAAAGAAAGUGCAAGAUGGGGACUCCAACACAAAGAGAACCAGGAUUGAUAUAUCGUCUUAUGCUCAUUGCCAGACUAGAAAGAGGGUUGUAGAGACAGAAACUAAAGGUGCCUGCUUUCAAAUGGAUCAAGUCAACCUAGGCUUUGGCUUGGGCAAGCACUCACCGUUUCACAGAGUGUUCCCAAAAGAUGAAGAGGAGGCAGCUGUUCUGUUAAUGGCACUAUCUUAUGGCCUUGUCCAUGGCUAGGGUUUUUAAGGGCCACAUCUCUUGUGUGAAGAGAGAGAAACUGUUUGUUUACAAGUUCCUAUUAUUUUGGUUAGGAGUUUGGAGUGGUUUCUCACUCUAUAGAAUAAGCUUUUGAGGGCCCAUUGGUAAAUUUCGAGUGUUUUUGGGGCUAGAGGUUGGUGUGGUUUCUCUCUCUAUAGAAUGAAGCUGAGGAGGCCCAUAACUCUCUCUCCAUUUUGACUUCGAGUCACCAUGUAAAAUCUUUGUGGCAUUCUGUUUUUAGUUUACUGUACCCUCGGCUCUCUUUGUGUCUUUGUUUCCACAUGACUGUAGACUUUUUGAAAAUAUAUGCCAAGAAUUGGGUUGACUUGGUUUCUCA